GUCCGGCAACAUACACUUAAUAUAUUUUUUUUUAUUAUUUCUCAUAUGAGAGCACGAAGCCUUCGACUUACACACACACACACACAAGCACACAGAGACACACACACAUGUUUAUCGCAUUUGAAACUCGCCAUUAUAAAACACGAAACGGGAGCAGAGCAGCAAACGAUAUUAUUAUCCACCCAGCGGCGACGACAUCGAUACCAACACCAGCAAACAACAACACAACAUCGUAAAACAGGCGCGCGUGUUCGUAGUCGUCGUGGCAGCCCCAACACACACACACAAAAUACACUCACACACAUACAUAUAUACGAAGCUACAUUCGGCUUGAAGCAAACUCCACCGCCCAACAGCUCCCCCCGCUCUGGCGCUCUUUAGUUCGUGAUCGUGCUCUCGUUCUCGUCCGCCUCAACGUUCGUUUUGUACGCAGCCAACAGCAACAGCAGCAGCAGCAGCGACUUCGACUGCGACUGCGACCGCGACAGCAGUAGCAACAACCAUUCAGGGACAAAACACGGCGCACAGCGUCUGCGUCGACAUCCCUACGUUUCAGUUCUGAUUGGAGGUUCGUGCGCCGCCGUUGCUUGCACGCGGCGUUUUUGGCUUGCUUGAAAAUUAAAAAAUAAAAACAACAAAAAGUACAAAAGCAAAUAUUUAACAACAACAAAAAAAAACAGAAUAUAUUAAUUUCGUGUGCGGAACUUAAUGCAUAUUUACCAAAUACCUUAUAUACAGUGCAGUGUCUAUUUGCUGGAGUUGACAAAACGAACAACUCAAAAAAAACCUAAAAACUGAAAACAGUGCCUUGUUUAGAAUUUUGUGUAAAACUUUUCACUACAAAAACAACAAUAAACAAUACAAAACGGAUUACUAAACUAAAAGCAAACGCAACAUACAUUGUUAUUAACGUCAAAAUGUUCAAGCAUUGAGCUAGGACUUCAAGGAUAUUCGUAUUUAUUAUAAAUUUCAACUUUUUGACACGCACACACGUGUGACGCUUUUUAAAGUGCAUCUGACUAAAAAUAUAAACAAAACGGCUUCCAAAUGAAGAUGGCAUCUCAACGAUUUUGUCUGCGCUGGAACAAUCAUCAGAGCAAUUUAUUAUCUGUGUUUGAUCAGCUGCUGCAUGCCGAAACCUUUACAGAUGUGACGCUGGCCGUCGAAGGGCAAUACCUAAAGGCACACAAGAUGGUGCUAUCAGCCUGCAGUCCAUAUUUCAAUGCGCUGUUUGUAAAUCAUCCGGAAAAGCAUCCGAUAGUUAUAUUGAAGGAUGUGCCCUAUUCGGACAUGAAGUCGCUGCUUGACUUUAUGUAUCGCGGCGAGGUCUCUGUGGAUCAGGAGCGUCUGACAGCAUUUCUGCGCGUGGCCGAAAGUCUGCGCAUCAAAGGACUCACCGAAGUCAAUGAUGACAAGCCGGCGCCACCAAGCGCACCCGCACCACCACAACUGCAACGCAUCCAACCCUAUCUGGUGCCGCAACAGCGCAAGCAAGCCAAUGUCUUGCCCACAGCAGCGCUGCAGGCAGCGACGCAACCCUCGCUGCUCAGCUCAGCGCUGAUGCCCAAACGCAAGCGCGGCAGACCACGCAAACUGUCGGGCAGCUCCAAUGGCACAGGCAAUGACUACGAUGACUACGAGCGUGAUAAUCCAAUGAAUGAUUCGGAUAUGGGCAAUGGCAAACUGGGCAAUGAAUCAUAUUCGGGCAAUGAUGAUGGCUCCGAUGACAAUCAACACGAAUCUGGCAACAAUGAUGAUUUGAAUGAAAGUCGCGACUCGCUGCCCUCAAAGAGAUCAAAGAGCGGGAAAGAUCAGCGCAUGGCACAACAAGAUGACAACAGCACUUCCGCAACAACAACAACACAAGCUACGCCGGAAUUGUCGCAGCGUCUGUUUGGUGAGCAGCCUGAGCUGGAAGACGCUGAAGCCUUGAACUCCUUGCAUUUGCCCACUAUACUGGGACUCAGGAUACGCGCGAUUAAUCCCAACAAAAGUGCAAACACGCCAGCAACAGCAACAUCGCAAGCGAAGCCCAACAGCAACAUGUUGCUGAAGCAGCAGCUGCGUGUGGGCGCCAAGGAUCCUGAAGCCAAUUGCAGUCUUAGUCUAAUGCCAGUCAACACGCCAGAGAGUGCCAUGGAGUCCAGUGAGAGCAGCUGUCUGAAUCUACAGUCGCUUGCCAAUGCAGCUGAGCGUCAAGCGCAGCAGACACCCAACAACAAUAACAACAACAACAGCAGCAACAACUUGCAUCAGCAAUUGAUGUUGCACAUGGCUGCCAAUGCCGGCGACUAUUACCAGCAACAGCAGCAGCAGCAGCAACAGUCGCCCACAGGCGAAACGCCUUAUGUGGAUGACGACAUGGAGCUGUUGUGCAUGGACAAGUGCGAUGAGCAAGACCAAGAGUUUAUAUCGCUGGUCGAUCAGACAGCAGAGACGCAGGCAGAGCCAACUGGCGGCAAUUCGCCAGCAGCUGCUAGCUCCACGCCCAAACGACCAGUGCAGCGACGUCGCGUGCGACGCAAGGCGCAGUCUACGUCGGAUGAUCAGGCGGAGCACUUGACCGAGAUGUCUGUGCGUGGCUUGGAUCUGUUUCGUUAUGCCAGCGUCGUCGAGGGCGUCUAUCGCUGCACCGAGUGCGCCAAGGAGAAUAUGCAAAAGACCUUUAAGAACAAGUACAGUUUCCAGCGUCAUGCGUUUCUCUAUCACGAGGGCAAGCAUCGCAAGGUGUUCCCCUGUCCUGUGUGCUCCAAGGAGUUCUCGCGUCCCGACAAGAUGAAGAAUCAUUUGAAAAUGACGCAUGAGAGCUUUACGCCAGGCAAGGACAUGGGCUCCUUUAGUCCGCUGAAGUACUUAAUCUCCACAGCAGCCAGCAACGAGUUGCAGGCCUCGCUCUAUCAACAGCAGCAGCAGCAGCAACAACAGCAGCAGGAGCAGUAUCAGCGUCAACUGGAGGAUCAGCAGCUGCAACAACAACAACAGCAAUCAGCUUUUGAUUGCUCAGACAAUACGCUGCUGCUGCCGGAAGUUAAACAGGAGCAGGAGAGCGAGCUGGGCACAGCUGCAGCAGCUGCCAUGCUAAGCUUGCAUCAUGAUGUCAUCAUUAAGAAUGAGAUACAAAUCUCGCCAUCGCCGUCGCCUUCGCCAUCGCCACCCAGCAUCUGUGCCGUGGGCAAAGGCAAGAGCCUGCCGCUAACUACGGCCGCACAAACAGCAACGUAAAGACUUUACAAUUAGUUCGAGCACAAGCAAUGCAAUAACUCUGCAGCAACAUGAAACACUCAAGCAACAAUUAUAUAGUUAAUAAUUAGUUAAUAACACAGACUCUAACGCUAGUUUAAUUAAGCAAUAACUUUUACAAGAUUCCGUCCAUGAAAGCCUUACGUUUUACUCACUAGACAUAUACGUAUGUAUGUGUAAAACAUUUGUAGUAAUUAUUUAUGCAAUUAGCCUUAGUUUAAAAACGAGUAACUAGUAGCUAACUAGUGCAAAUCUUAGAAUACCGCAACUUACUGUCUGCUGUUUAAACAACAAAUUGAAUAGUUUAAGUAGCUGCAUAUACUAGUAAAAGCGAGUUCAAGCACUCGCUAAUCGUUAGUGCCACCCCAACGAGUAGGCAAAUGUCCAUGCAACUGAACUCGCUACAUUUUGU
Messenger RNA from Drosophila busckii, 3652 nucleotides. RefSeq names its product protein tramtrack, beta isoform (gene ttk). The record is from RefSeq and is a predicted model, not a curated record. The coding region runs from base 1048 to 3222 and encodes 724 amino acids. The transcript has 6 exons. Gene Ontology annotation, cellular component: nucleus. Gene Ontology annotation, molecular function: protein binding. Gene Ontology annotation, biological process: regulation of transcription by RNA polymerase II. NCBI's taxonomy places the organism in Eukaryota, Metazoa, Arthropoda, Insecta, Diptera, Drosophilidae.